Molecule: messenger RNA, 4968 nt
Organism: Branchiostoma belcheri (Belcher's lancelet)
Lineage: Eukaryota; Metazoa; Chordata; Leptocardii; Amphioxiformes; Branchiostomatidae
Product: serine/threonine-protein kinase Nek10-like
Exons: 36
Coding region: 298-3918 (1206 amino acids)
Biological process (GO): protein phosphorylation
Molecular function (GO): protein binding; protein serine/threonine kinase activity; ATP binding
Source: RefSeq, a predicted model, not a curated record
GAUCCGGGCGUGACGUCACCCGGUGCCUAAUUUGCAUGUGAAUACUUGACGUCACUUUGGCAACAGGGAUCGGUGGGGUACCGACUAGUGGGAGGGUGAUCCCCGGUUUUUCCUGCUCAAAUUCCACAAAUCUACAGAACCAGUGAACUCGAAGACAUCAAGACACAUUCUUACCACACUCCUACAGGACUAGGUCUGGUCGUUUCGGAUAUCUGGCGAAGCGAGGAGCAAGAAACAGAGUAGCCUGUAGUGAAUCAUGCUGGUUGGAGUUGGGUGAUCCGAGUUGUUCCUGUCAUCAUGCCUGGGCAGGAGAAGAAGGGGUCCGGGAAGACCCCGGAGUCCAAACAGGAGUCAAAAGAGUUAGCCAGACUUCUGGGCCUUCUCAAUACACCUGCCAGUAAACAACAGCUUCCGUCCAUCGACGUGAGUGCCCCCUCCAAGUCCAGUCGGUAUGGACAGCUGCGAGGCACCGGGAAAAUCAAGUGGCCGCCCGCCCAGCCCUCCUGUCAGGAGCAGUCUACAGAGGCACUCGCUCUGGAGAAAUUCAGUAAGAGAUACCAGAAUGACAGAGUGUUCAGUAAACACCCCAUGCAGGGGUACUUCUCACAGAUCUUCACAGCACUCAUCAAGCACAGGCUCUGCAGCCCGGAGUGGACAGAGCGUGCGCCUCCAGAGAACAUCCUGAGAGUGGUGACCUGUCUCCGUAUGCUGAUGAGAGACCCCACAUAUCAGAAAAUGUUCUUUGAUUUAGAUGGCCUCAAGUUGCUAGCAGAGCGUCUGGAGGCAGCCACCCACAGCUACCUGACUUUUGGGGAGGGGCCGUAUGUGGUAGAUAUACUCAAGGAAAUGACAAACAUCUUCCAGAAGUUGUCAGUACAGGAGAAGCAGAAAGACUGGUUGGUGGCCUGUCAGGCUCACAAGUCGCUGGUGUUGUUGCUGUCAGCCAAUGAUGUGAUAGUUCUCCACUGUUCCCUGUAUGCCCUCAUCAGCCUCACACAAAGCCCUGAGCCUCGAGCUGUUAUAGCAGAGCUGCACUGUGUGGAGACAUUACUGAGAAUACUGCAGGAGUAUGACAACAUGUCUAAAAGUCUUGCUGCGAGGCUGUUGCGGUCCCUCUGUGCUGACAGCCAGGCCAGGGAACAAGUCAAGAUAUACGACGGUGUACCUGUACUUCUCAGCUUGUUGCAUUAUGACAGUCUAAACCUGUUGUGGAAUGUGGUGUGGAUCCUGGUCCAGUUGUGUGAAGACCCAGACAUGACCAAUGACAUCAGACUGAUGGGGGGGAUACCACUCCUGCUGUCUCUUCUACAUGACCGUAAGUUUGAGACAGACAGGACAGCGCUAACCCAGCUGUCCAGCUCGGCUGGCGCGACCCCGGGUCACGGCGGCUUCCAGGUCACCUUCCAGGGUGACGAGUCAGAGGUCAACGUCAGUGAAAAGGACAAACUUUCCUUGAAAGCAGUUGUGUGCACGGCACUAACAGAACUAGUGUUGAAUGACACCAACGCGUACCAGAUAGUCCAGACAAACGGGGUUUACCUGAUCGGACUCCUCAUCAUGCCUCCAGACACAGGGAACCCUGAGAUAUUCAUAGACCUACAGAGAACAGCCUUCCGCACUCUCAGAUUUCUCUUCAGUAUGGAGCGGAAUAGACAGCUCUUCAAGAGGUUGUUUCCGCCUGAUCUGUUUGAGAUGUUUAUUGACAUCGGCCACUACAUUCGGGACAUCAACGCCUACAAACAAGUCGUGGACAAACUCAACAGUUUACCAAAAGACCAGCUGCAGGUGAUUCAGCAGAGAAUAUUUGACACUAACCAGAACAAGGAGCCGAACACCUUCAUCAGUAACUAUGCUGUGUACGAGCUGCUGGGGUCAGGGGCAUUCGGGAAUGUGUACAAGGUAAAGAAAAAAGACUCCUCAGGGACCUUUCUUGCACUCAAAGAGAUCAAUGUUCACAACCCUGCAUUGGGAAAAACGGCGAAGGAGAAAGACAAGAGUAUUGGAGACAUUGUUGCAGAAAUCAACAUCAUCCGGGAACAGCUGAAACAUCCCAACAUCGUCAGAUACUACAAGACUUUUACUGAGAACGACAGACUGUACAUCCUGAUGGAUCUGAUAGAGGGCGCUCCUUUAGGGGAACACUUCAACUCGCUGAAGGAGAAGGGCGAGAGGUUUCCGGAGGACAGGAUAUGGAACAUCUUCUUACAGAUUGUGCUAGCCUUGAGAUAUCUGCAUAAGGAAAGGAAAAUCGUCCACAGAGACCUGAAACCUGAUAACAUCAUGCUGGGAGAAAACGACAAAGUCACCAUCACUGAUUUUGGACUUGCCCGGCAAAAGAGCAGAGAAGAGAGCAAGAUGACUUCAGUGGUGGGAACCAUCCUCUACUCAUGCCCAGAGAUAGUGAAAAGUGAGCCGUACACAGAGAAAGCAGACGUGUGGGCGUCAGGCUGUAUCCUGUAUCAGAUGUGCGCCCUACAACCUCCCUUUUACAGCUCCAACAUGCUGUCUCUCGCUACCAAGAUAGUGAAUGCUGAGUAUGAACCACUUCCAGAAGACCUUUACUCCCAGCAGAUCACAGGUGUUAUAGGCAGCUGUUUGACAUCAGAACCCGAGGAGAGACCAGACAUUGUGCAGGUGGCUGCUCUGAUCUCAGACAAACUCCUGGUGUUCAUGGACCAGCUCAGGGUCAACCAGGUCAACAUGGAGAAGAAACUGGAGAGGGAAAGAAAGAGAACUCAGAGGCAUUUUGUGGAGGCGAACCGGAACAUGCAGAACUACCACCGGUUGUUCCUGGCAUCUCAGGAGCGGUACGACAAGCUGGUCAGCCUGCAGAGCAGCGGGGGGGCGUCCAGCUUCAAGGGCGGGGGGGACAGCGGGAGUGACCUCAGCGACAGCGUGUUCGCCGUGGCCGCCGCGUACGCCGAGGCCAACAAGAAGCGAGAAAACGGGAGCUCAACGUUAGCUGACAGUGAAAAAGAUCUGUCCAGUUCAUCAGGCUCUGACCAAGAGAGCGACUCGGGCACUGCACAAAAAUCCAAGAAGGCAGACAAGAAGAAGGACCUGAGCUCCUCGGGGUCCUUACAGCUUCCUCAGGGGUCUCCGGGGAAGAAGCUGUCCAAACCGACCCCUCCCACCUCCCCGCGGGCACCGCACGGGGCCAGGAGGGCUCUACAACUGGACGGGGCCGACAAGUCAACAUUCAGAAGCAGGUCCAACUCCACAGAGAAGUCGUCUACGAGUUCCCCUCCGCGUGAAAGCUCCGACAGAGUUGUGCUGCAGCACCAAACUUCCACAUCUUCUACCAGCAGUGACGGGAAUGGCGGGGAGCGCAGGACACAGAGUUCUACCUUGGAGCUGAUGAGAAGAAGACUGUCGUCCAACAAGGGAAGGCCGAACUCUGCGUCAGCUGGAGCGGCCAUGCUGACCAUCUCUCCUCGGAAAGUUCGGCAGAUCAAAGACCCGAUCCAGGAGAUGUUACACCAACUGCACAAGAUCAUCUACAUCUCACAGCUUCCCCCCACGCUUACCCACAAUCCUCGGCGGCGGGUGGUGGAGAAGUUUAUGCGAGCUCUCUUCUCGCCUCAGAGCAGCUCCUUCAACCUGAAGAGUGAACUUAAGAAGCUUCUGACAGGGUCCAGGGACCUGAUAGACCUGAACUUUGCCCCCUGGACGGCCAGACAGGCCACCGCUGAGGAGGCCGCCAUCGCAGCUGCAGCCGAUAGGCCAGCGUUGACCAGUGUGAACAGUGUGGAGGAGGGGAACAUCAGCGACGUGGGGAUCACGUACGAACAGAUGCAGAACAUCAUCGAGAGCGUUCUGGCCGAGAGCGGUUACUACGACGUUUCUCCGGCAACAAGAAAUCGGAUGCAGCCCCUUGGUCCGAUCGAGAGGAACAGAUCCUCAUCCACAUCAUCUUAAAGGAGCCACAGAAGACAUCUUGGCCAGGAUCUUAUUGUACAAAACUAUAGAAGCAAUUGGUGAAACUAUGUAUAAAAGUUCAAACGAUGUGUUUUUAUUACGUGUAAAAUGUGUGUUUGUGGUUUUCUGUGCACAUACACGUAUAUGCACUGUGUAUUAGGACUGUACAUAUUUUGUAAGUGGGUUUUGUGACGGAUUCUGUGGACACAAGUCAGAUUUGUCUCAUACUUAACAAUCAUACACACCAGCCAUGUAUAGGACACAGGGCGCACUGCAUAUUGCUGUGUAAAAUGUUCAGAUUGAAAACUCAAUAUUGUGUAUAAUGAUUGUGGAUUUGCCUACGAUAUAAUAUGUACAUAGCGUAUUUUAUGUACAGUACAUUUUCUGUGGUGGAGUAGCCAUUCAGUGUUUUUAGUUCGCUUAAAAAUUAAUUUGUAAGUCAUUUUUCUGUCCUGAAACUACCAUAUGCACUACCAGGACAGUCAAAUGUGGUGUCUACUUGCAUUGUAUCAUUUUAAGUGAAAUGGAAUAAUUAUAAAGUUAAUUAUUCAAACUGUUAAUUAAGCAAUUGUCUUUGGGGGCAAAGAUAAGAUGUCAUUUUCAUAACAGUAUUAUUGUGACUUUUGGAUAUAAUAUUGGGUAAUAUGUAGUUGUGUGGGGAAAGAUUUUGGCAUACAUAUUUAUGUAAAUUAGAACAACACAAAGCAUUUUUUUCAAAAUGGAGGAACUUGCUAUAAUAAAUUGAGUGGAUGUAAAAGUCCUAGUCUAGAUUGAGUGAACAACUAUUGCAAAUAACAUGCUUUUUUUUUUUUAGCAUUUGACUGAUACUACACUGAUGUUACAUUCAUGUACUACAUAUAAUAUUAAGCAUACUAGUAUUGUAGUAGGGGAUGUUGUUGCAUAGUACUUAUUUUUGAUAUGUCAGGACAUUGCGCCGUGUGACUACACAUCAAUGCAUUUUUCUGAUGUCAUCAGGAGUGAAAUUCACCACUAUGUACUGAUUUUAUAAUGUUGUGCCAGACAUGUUCUUGUUUUAAGAUUUUAAAGAAU